This is a messenger RNA of Orycteropus afer afer, 588 nucleotides long. RefSeq names its product galanin receptor 1 (gene GALR1). The annotation marks the transcript as partial. Gene Ontology annotation, biological process: G protein-coupled receptor signaling pathway; positive regulation of cytosolic calcium ion concentration; negative regulation of adenylate cyclase activity. Gene Ontology annotation, molecular function: galanin receptor activity. Gene Ontology annotation, cellular component: membrane. The record is from RefSeq and is a predicted model, not a curated record. The transcript is spliced from 3 exons. NCBI's taxonomy places the organism in Eukaryota, Metazoa, Chordata, Mammalia, Tubulidentata, Orycteropodidae.
CUGGGCGUCGCCGUCAUUUGGGCGCUGUCCAUCGCCAUGGCCUCGCCGGUGGCCUACCACCAGCGCCUCUUCCACCGCGGCGCCGGCAACGAGACCUUCUGCUGGGAGCAGUGGCCCGACCCGCGCCACAAGAAGGCCUACGUGGUGUGCACCUUUGUCUUCGGGUACCUGCUGCCCUUGCUGCUCAUCUGCUUCUGCUACGCCAAGGUCCUUAAUCAUUUGCACAAAAAGUUGAAGAACAUGUCAAAGAAGUCAGAAGCAUCCAAGAAGAAGACUGCGCAGACGGUGCUGGUGGUGGUCGUGGUGUUUGGGAUAUCCUGGCUGCCGCACCAUAUCAUCCAUCUCUGGGUUGAAUUUGGAGUCUUCCCGCUGACCCCUGCCUCAUUCCUCUUCAGAAUCACAGCACACUGCCUGGCCUACAGCAACUCCUCUGUGAACCCCAUCAUCUAUGCGUUUCUCUCUGAGAAUUUCAGGAAGGCCUAUAAGCAAGUGUUCAAGUGUCCCCGUCACACUGAAUCACCUCGCCACGACAUGAAGGAGAAGAGUCGCAUCGACACCCCACCAUCCACUAACUGCACUCAUGUGUGA